AUGGAAGAUGAAUCUUCAGUGCUGGCGACUACUCUUUCGUCAGAUCCAAGCCGCGGACAACUCUCCAGCAAAGGUGACAUAGCAUGUCAGCCUCCUCAUAUUUCGAUUGAUGUCUCAGCCCGACAACUGCCGCCGCCUGACGACUCAGCGGGACAUCUCUAUGAAUUCCACUACUUCGCAAAGCUACCGGCGGAAGUCCGAAGCAAGAUUUGGAACCUGGCGUUCUCUCUAUCUUCACCUCGAAUAUACAUUCCGUACGCACGCCGAAUAGAAGGAAGUGGCAGGCAGUAUCCUCACUAUCGACAUGACUUGCCGGGACUUAUGAUCUUGAGCAAAGAAGUCAGGGAAAUCAUCAUCAGAAAUCGAAAACUUUCUCUCAUAUCGGGCAGGUAUGAUAUCUGUAACUUGAAAUAUGUCGACCGCAUAUAUGGCUGGGUGGAUCCAAAACGCGACUUACUCUAUAUCGAUCUUCAUCGGCGCAUCCAAGGUCAUUUUUAUGAUAUCGAAAACGUCUUUGAAACUGUAAUUCUCUGUCCAAAGAACAUCGGGAAUGCGCUUCAUUUAGAGGAACUGUCUCGUUGGUCUACAACACUAUCUUGUUUUUAUUCCUCAGAAUCGGGCCCAUCAUUUUCAUCGAAGGUCAAAGAACUACAACUCGUUUGCCGAUCAUACAACCUUCCAAUCUCUAGGUUUUCGGUCGGAUCACAGAACGACUUUUUGGUCUUAGACCUUGAUAGGAAGAAUGAUGUAGAUUGGCUUUUAGCAUUACGGGACCGUUUUCCAAAGUGCGAUAUUCCUUGGAAUGUUAUUGAGAAUGAUUUUUGUCGAGAAAGAAACCUUGAUUGGCAACUUGGAGUACUUAACGAUUGGAGUACAGGAGUACAGGAGUUCGAGGGUCAAUAUCAUAUUCGCCUUGGCGAUGCCGACAGCAAAGACGUGCGACAUCUUUCUCUGCCAACGGAUGUGCAAGUGGAUGUUUUGGAUAUUCCCAAUGAUACUUGGGUUGAUCCAGAUGGUAUAUCGGAUAGUUUACAUGGCUAUUUUUGGUUCAUGAUGCCAUGGGUGGAUUAUGCGACUUUGGUCAGUCAGAUUUGGGCCUCAUCCAUCGGCGUAGCAACAUUUCCCGAGGUACGACGGGUUGUACAAUUUCAACUGGAGGGUUAAGGCAC
Messenger RNA from Fusarium oxysporum Fo47, 1169 nucleotides. RefSeq names its product 2EXR domain-containing protein. The transcript has a single exon. NCBI's taxonomy places the organism in Eukaryota, Fungi, Ascomycota, Sordariomycetes, Hypocreales, Nectriaceae. Bases 1 to 1164 code for a protein of 387 amino acids. The record is from RefSeq and is a predicted model, not a curated record.